AUAACCCCCGUCCGAGCAGCGAGUACUCCUUGGACUAGCGGUCACGGCGCCGUUCUUCGAGUCUUCGUAGCUUGAGUACCCGAGACCGGGGAAACACGGACCUGCGCAGGUAUUAGGCUGAUCUUGGGGUGAUCCAUGUGUACGGUGUUCCAGCCGCCCAGGCUCCAAAUCGGAUGCGAUGAGGCUGGACAGUCGUUUGACAGGGAAGAGUUGGAAAGCGUGUGGCGCGUCGUCAGACUCGUCUAUCGCAUCGCGCUGCACAUGAUACAGCUGCAGUGCAAACGUGGUUUGCACUGGUUUACAGCGGCGCAGCCACAGACGCGUAGGCGCCCGCUCACUUGGCAGCUGGACCGAUCCAUGUACGGCCGGAGACCUUGUUUCCGAGUGGACCAUCAGCUUCACCGAUCGCGAGUCACCUCGAGCUUGCGAGGUCCUUGCACUAAGGGCAGCGGCGUUCGCGCCACUCCAUCAGUGCGGUAUACACCGCGGGCAAACCAGGUUUUGCGGACUCCGAAGAUUGCUAUUAACAUCGGUCCCCCAUGGGAACCUAUUCGGACUCCGAAUGUUGUCAGAACAUGCUCCGAACAUGAUGCGUUUCAGCAUGUUCGGAGGCCGAAAACGCGUGUUUUCGGCGAACAUGCUACGAACAUGAAUAAUGUGGGGGCAUUUUCGGAGUCAGUCAAGCUCUCCGAAUAGGUUCCCAUAAGGGACCGAUGUUGUGAGCAAUCUUCGGAGGCCGAAAAACCUGGUUUGCCCGCGGUGAUACGCGGGGUUCAGAGUGUUUCAGGCGCGUAUGCCAGGCGUAUGCAGUGUGGUAACGACGGCGAUCGUUACGAAGAUCGCCGCCUAGUGUGGUUUGUUCCCGCCCUCUUCGGUCACAUCUGGCCACAUCUGGGGUUAUAAGAAGGCCUACACCAUGCGCUGACCCCUCGGAAUCGCCUCCUUCGACGGCCAGUCCCUGUUCGUCGCCAGUCAUGU
Rhodofomes roseus is the source of this 978-nucleotide messenger RNA. RefSeq lists its product as uncharacterized. Lineage: Eukaryota; Fungi; Basidiomycota; Agaricomycetes; Polyporales; Fomitopsidaceae. Bases 136 to 696 code for a protein of 186 amino acids. The transcript has a single exon. The record is from RefSeq and is a predicted model, not a curated record.